Molecule: messenger RNA, 1398 nt
Organism: Schizophyllum commune H4-8
Lineage: Eukaryota; Fungi; Basidiomycota; Agaricomycetes; Agaricales; Schizophyllaceae
Product: HAD-superfamily subfamily IIID h
Exons: 11
Coding region: 75-1166 (363 amino acids)
Cellular component (GO): nucleus
Molecular function (GO): phosphoprotein phosphatase activity
Source: RefSeq, a predicted model, not a curated record
CUCUUGCAUCCCACCCCCAUCGUCAUUCAUCUACUUGCAUCUUUACCUUUUCCUACUCAAUAAACCUCCCCACCAUGUCCUACAUAGCGAGCACGUCGAACGUGUCGGGCUCGGCGAGCUUGACGGUGCCGGACGCAGCGAGCGCCUCGACGAGCGUCGCGCCCGAAAGCCUGCCUGCCAACAUGAUCUCGCUCCCAUUCACUUGGUCCGGCAAGCCCUUCGCGGUGGAGGUGGCUGAGAAUGAUCGAGUCAUCGACCUGCAGUACGCGCUCCAGAAGCUGACGCGCGUGCCGCCCGCGAGGCAGAAGCUCCUGGGGCUUGUGAAGGGCAAGCUGCCGCCUAGAGACGCGUUCAUCAAGGACCUUAAGCUCGCAAAGAAGUUCACCUUGGUCGGUACCGUCGAAGGCGAAGAGCUCUCCGCCCCUCCAGAGGAAUCCGACCAAAAGGACUCCGAAAGCGACGUCGACCUCGCCGACCUCAUCAAGAACAACGACCUCGUCACCGCGCUCGUGAACGACAUUGCGAACCGGCAGAACGUCGAGAACGCGACGAAGAACCUGAGCGUGAACGUCAUCCAUCCGCUUAGGGAGGGGAAGAAGUUGUUGGUGUUGGAUAUUGAUUAUACCAUUGUCGACACUAAGCCCCUCACUUCCGGCAGCUUACCACCAGAGGAGUGCGCGAGACCGGGUCUACAUGCCUUUCUGGAGGCCGUGUAUCCGUAUUAUGACAUCUGCAUAUGGUCGCAAACCAGCUGGAUCUGGCUAGAAACCAAACUCGUCGAAUUGGGCAUGGUCGGCGGGCAUCGAAAUUACCAGAUCUCAUUCGUCCUUGACAAGACGUGUAUGUUUACCGUGAAGAGUGUGCGUGACAACAAGCCCUGGGAGCACUCGGUGAAGGCACUGCAGAUCAUCUGGAAUCACUUCCCGCAAUUUAAUGCAUCGAACACCGUGCAUGUUGAUGAUUUGAGCCGUAACUUUGCCCUCAACCCAAAGGAAGGUAUCAAAAUACGUGCCUUCAAGCACGCCGCAUCGCAAGAAGCGCGACAAGAUACAGAACUCUUCAAGCUCGCCGCUUACUUGGUACAUGUGGGGCAGGCGCCGGACUUGAGAGCGUUCAGUCACAAGGACUGGAAAGUGACGGCGAAGCGGUUGAGGACGAGGUCUUGAUAUGAGACAAGGGACCGUACAGACACUGCAGACAUGGGCUAUACACAGCGCUCGGGUGUAACGGCUGCAGUUGGAGUGGGGGUUUGAUGAUGACGAUGAGCACGACCUUCCGCCUUUCUUCUUUUUUACAUGUAACGGUGGCUGAGGACCCGCCGACACGGAAUAUAGAGACCGCCUCGAACGUCGAGCUUGGUGCUUCGUGCCCCCUGCAGGCGCUGUGCCGGCCGCGGGC